Messenger RNA from Leishmania braziliensis MHOM/BR/75/M2904, 2232 nucleotides. RefSeq names its product cullin-like protein-like protein. Gene Ontology annotation, cellular component: cullin-RING ubiquitin ligase complex. The record is from RefSeq and is a predicted model, not a curated record. The coding region runs from base 1 to 2232 and encodes 743 amino acids. NCBI's taxonomy places the organism in Eukaryota, Euglenozoa, Kinetoplastea, Trypanosomatida, Trypanosomatidae. The transcript has a single exon. Gene Ontology annotation, molecular function: ubiquitin protein ligase binding. Gene Ontology annotation, biological process: ubiquitin-dependent protein catabolic process; protein ubiquitination.
AUGCUGGAAGAAGAUCGGCAGGCGUUGCGCAAGAUGAAGGCCGACUUCGAGGCCCUCGCCGACCUGGCGAAUAGCGACUUCAAAGGAUACAAUACCUUCGAGAGACGGAUGAACCACUACAACACCGUCUACACUGCAGCGACGCGGAACACGUCGAGGGCUGCCGAGUACCCUGGCUACGAUGCUGGCGAGCUAUUGUACAUGGAGUAUAAUGAAAUGUUGACUACCUACCUGUGGCGAUACCGAGACCUUUCUGGCGACUCCGAGAAGGGGCUUUUUCAGAAGAUUUUGGAUGUGUGGGAUCACUACAAGAUCCUGAUGAAAUGGAACAUGCGGACGUUCGGGUACCUGUCCCGGUACUAUAUUGUGUACCAUUCAAAGCCUUCGCUGCAGCAAGUGGGUCUGAGCAUCUUUCUGGAGCAAGUCUUCAAGAAAAAUGCCGAUGUAGUGAGCUCAAUUACGCAGAAGCUGCUUCUGAAAGAGAGGGCGGAUCGAGUCGUGAGUACCGACGCCAAGCAGAUUGCGACAGCAAUCGGGCUCUUUUCCUCCAUGAACAUCGAGGACACUCAGUCGAUCUACAUCACAGCGUUUCUAGAGCCGUACUUGGACAAGACGAAGAGAGACUACGAGCGGUUUUUGCAGGAGUGGGACGCUGCAGCCGACGCGGCCGUCUUUCUCCGCUCCGUUCACGAAGCUCUCACAAAUGAGCGGAGUAUAUGUCGUCGCUACUUUUCGAUGCAGGAUGAAGAGCGCAUUAUGACGUGUGUCGAGGCCACCCUUGUCGACUCCCCUGUCACGCGGAACAAACUGGUGGACUCCCCUACGGGUGUUCUAGCGAUGUUGCGAAACCGGGAUGAGGCCCAGCUGCAAAUGUGCAAUAGCUUCUUCUCCAGGCGCGAGUCUGGCGUCGCACUUCUGGCAGGCCUGAUCAAGAAGCAAAUUGAGGACGAGGGUCUGGAACUGUGUGAGAGGUUCAAAGACGAGGAGGCUUCCGUAGACGUGGUGGCCUACACCACAGGGAUGAUGCACUUGCAGGAGGUCUACCCGCAACUGCUGUCGCGCUGUUUCCAGCUUGACUUCACUCUUUCUAAGGCUGUUCGGGAGGGACUGGAAGCAUGCUACAACCACGGUGUGUCCGUCACGAGCAGCAGUGGCGGUGAAAGCCACGUUGUGCCCUUCUGCGAAUGGCUCUCGCACUACGUGAAUCACCUGUUCCAACAAGAGGCGGGACCAGCCAGCGCAGAGGUGGAUCGCAUUGUAGCCACUUUAGCGUAUGUGACGGAGCGCGAUCGCUUCAUCGCGACGUCGCGCGAGCACAUGGCCGAUCGUAUUCUCUUUCCUGUUAAGAAGUUCAACGAGGCGAAUGAGCGCGCGCUCAUCCAGCGCUUCCGGCAGCGGUGCGGCCCGGCGUGCACCGCGUGCUUGGAGAGCAUGCUGCACGACUGGGAGGCGUCAAAUAGUUUUCGUGCAAUGGAAGUGCUGGCGAGCAAGAACAUAAUCUCACCAUUCGAGGUUAACCUCCUUGUUGCUAAGAAAGGAAUCUGGCCAUCUCGACUUUCUGACGAGCCCGACAUCGUUGUUCCGUCAUUUUUGCAGCGCGUCUUGGAGCCGCUCCGCGACGAGUAUCUUGCCGGGAAGUCAGGUCGCGUGCUGACGUGGUCGCACGAGUGCAGCAGUGGUGAGCUGCAGGGCUAUUUCAAGAAAGGUACUCAGCUUUUUUAUGCGUGUGGCAUCCAAACGUUGAUUCUUCUGUGCUUUAACUCAUCGCCAGUAUGCACACCCCAGCAGAUUGGGGACCGCUGCCAUGUUACGUUCGCCUCACUUCAGCGGUACCUGUCGCCUCUCAUUCGCAGUCGCGUCCUCACCCGGAAAUCUGGGAAGGCGCUGCUGCAAUUGGAUGACGAACUUACGGUCAACGACGAGUUCGUCUGCAGAGCACGGCGAAUGCGGCUUCCUCCGUCGCUUGCGCGUGUGAGCGUUGUCGGAAGCGACCGCAUAUCAAAGCAAGUCGAAGAAGACCGAAAGCCGGCUAUCGACGGGGCGCUGGUGCGUAUUAUGAAAGGGCGUCGCUCUCUUGAGCACGCGGAGCUAAUUCUCGAGUGUCAACAGCACCUCAGCUCACGAUUUUCGCCGGAUAUCAAGCUGAUCAAACAGCGCAUAGAGGAGCUGAUCCGACGAGAAUAUAUCAGCCGCGAUUCCCGCAAUAAAGGUGUUUACCAUUAUAUUGCUUGA